AAAAAUAGAUAGGGAUUUUUAUUUUUUUGAGUAAUUGAGCAUGCAGGAAACAUGAUCAACAAUUUUCUUGUUUUGACAAACUUCUCAGCACUGGCAAAAGCAGGGAAACAUUUUUUGUGACAUCAGUGAUGAGCUUAUCGAAAGGUAUUUUCCUAAUGAUUUCUCAUUAGAUAAAUGUCAACAGACCGUAGUCAAGACUAGAUGAAAAGUCUCCAGGCUGACCUGUUAGCUGCCACUGAGAAGCCCAUUCGUUACCCAUUACCUGAGGUAUUUGGGAGUGUAGUGGGAACCAGACUGAAGCUGACAACAUGUUUGGAAAGGUUACUGGCUUGCUACUAUGCAGUACAUGGUGACGUGAACUAGAUUUAGCUCUGCACCCACUUCUAGUUCCCACACCUAAUGCCUCAGCAUUUUGCUUUUAAACUGGGAAUUAUUUCUUAGGAAGCGUAGCAUCUACCUGGGAAAUUUCCAUCAGUGGGUUUCUGUUUUCUGGGAAGACAGAAAGUAUGCCCCCCCUUCUUCCUAACCAUGCAAGUCAAACAUCCUGUAAUUGAAGUAAUCCAAAUAAUUGUCUUCUGCCUCUGAUAUCCUGCUGCUUCAGUACACAGUGACCCAACCACAGUCUGUAGUGGGGCUUUGGCUGCUCCUCCUUGGUGCUUGUCCCUUGCUGAAGGUGAUGUGGAGGAGGGGAAGGAAGGUAGUUCAAACAGUUUUUUAUCUCUUUUGGAUCCCUGUCAGUAAGGGGAGGAGGAGGUGAAGAGCAAUGACCUGAGCGUAGCAAAUGCUGUUACCCUCUUGCAUCAUAAUUAUUUCAUUUCUGAGGGGAAGUUAGAAGCAGCAACAGCAAUAAAAGCAGCAGUUUCUGCCUUGUCCUCCAGAGCAGCAUCAACAGGCAUCUGUACCAUGACACUGCACUGCAUGGGUCUGUUUCUCUUGCUUGUGCUGGGUUCGUGGUGGCCAGACUCAGAGAAACGUGUGGCGGGAGCUGUGAAGGUCAGGGAGCACUAUAUAGCUGCUCAGAUCACUAGCUGGACCUACAAACUGGAAUCUGAGGAAAAGUCCAGAUUGGAACACCCACAUCCUGUGUUUAAGAAAAUUUCUUACAGAGAAUAUGAAGGGGAUUUUAAAAAAGAAAAGCCAGCAAAUACAUUUGCAGGACUUCUGGGACCAACUCUGCGUGCUGAAGUGGGAGAUACUCUAGUAGUUCACCUUAAAAAUAUGGCUGACAAGCCAGUCAGUAUUCAUCCCCAAGGCCUAGUUUACAGCAAACAUGAAGAAGGCUCCCUGUAUGAUGACAGAACAUCAUUUGCAGAAAAACGAGAUGAUGCUGUACUUCCAGGCCAGGUCUAUACAUAUGUGUGGGAUAUAUCAGAAGAAGUUGGUCCAAGAGAAGCUGACCUUCCUUGUCUUACUUAUGCUUAUUAUUCUCAUGUGAACAUGACAGUGGAUUUUAACUCUGGUUUGAUUGGAGCACUGCUUAUCUGUAAGAAAGGAAGCCUAAAUGAGGAUGGGUCACAGAAACUUUUUGACAGGGAGUAUGUACUGAUGUUUGGUGUGUUUGAUGAAAACAAGAGUUGGCAAAAAUCAGCAUCAGUCAAGUACACAAUUAAUGGCUAUACUGAUGGAACAUUACCAGAUUUAGAGGCUUGUGCUUAUGACAACAUUAGCUGGCACUUGAUAGGAAUGAGUUCCAAGCCAGAAAUUUUCUCCAUUCAUAUCAAUGGCCAGUCCUUGGAGCAAAGACAUCACCGAGUUUCUACCAUUAACCUGGUGGGAGGAGCAUCAACCACAGUAAACAUGACAGUGACUGAGGAAGGAAGGUGGCUCAUAUCUUCUCUUGUCCAAAAGCACCUGCAAGCUGGAAUGCAUGGUUACCUCACUGUAAGAGACUGUGGGGACAAAGAGGUGAAGAGGAGUCAGCUCUCCUAUAAAGAACGUCUUAUGGUCAAAAACUGGGAAUAUUUCAUUGCUGCAGAAGAAGUUACUUGGGAUUAUGCCCCAACUAUUCCAGACAGCCUUGAUAGACACUAUAAAACACAACACUUGGACAACUUCUCAAAUCUCAUAGGUAAAAGGUAUAAAAAGGCUAUUUUUAGGCAAUACACUGAUGCCACCUUCACAAAACGUCUGGAAAAUCCCCGCCCAAAGGAAACUGGGAUCUUGGGCCCUGUUAUCAGAGCUCAACUUAAUGACAAAGUCAAAGUUGUAUUCAAAAAUAAGGCCAGUCGACCCUACAGCAUUUACUUCCAUGGAGUGACACUUUCAAAGAAUGCAGAAGGAGCUGAUUAUCCUCUGGACCACACAAGCAAUGACACCCAGAGUAGAGGAGUUGAACCAGGGAAGACGUACACUUACGAAUGGAAAAUCUCUAAAACAGACCAACCCACUCGACAGGAUGCUCAAUGUAUUACAAGGCUAUAUCAUAGUGCUGUAAAUACUGAGAGAGAUAUAGCCUCUGGGCUGAUAGGCCCACUGCUGAUUUGCAAAAGUGAAGCACUGACACAGAAGGGUGUGCAGAAAAAGGCAGAUGGGGAGCAGCAGGCAAUGUUUGCUGUGUUCGAUGAAAAUAAGAGCUGGUACCUAGAGGAUAACAUCGAGGAGUACUGCAGCAACCCAGCCAGUGUUAAAAGGGAUGAUCCCAAGUUCUAUAACUCAAACGUAAUGCACACAAUAAAUGGCUAUGUGUCUGACAGCAGUGAAAUUCUUGGAUUUUGCCAAGAUACUGUGGUUCAGUGGCACUUUUCCAGUGUUGGCACUCAUGAUGAGAUUGUCUCUGUUCGCCUUUCUGGACACUCUUUUCUGUAUCGAGGGAAAUAUGAAGAUACAUUGAACCUUUUCCCAAUGAGUGGAGAAUCAGUCACAGUGGAAAUGGACAAUGGUGGUACUUGGCUUUUAGCGUCCUGGGGUACCUCAGAGAUGAGUUACGGCAUGCGACUGAGGUUCAGAGAUGCCAGAUGUGAAUAUGAGGAAGAUUACACGUUUGAUGUUGUGGAUUUCACUCACAUCAAGACUGAAAAAAAGGCUGUUUCUGCCUCAGUUGAGGAAGAUGUGCAAGAAGAAGAGGAAGAUCCAGAGGACUUGGAUUAUCAGGAAUACCUGGCUUCUCUUUACUCCAUCCGAAGCUCAAGGAAGCCAUCAGAUGAUGAAGAAAAGGAAAACCUUACAGCACUAGCCUGGGAUCAGUAUGAAGCCAGUGAUGCCACGAGUUCUGAGGUGGCAGCUGGCUCCGAUCUGACAGCUAUAAAUAGUAGUGAAUCAACACACAACUCUAAAUUCUUAGAAACUCAUAUCACCCCUCUUCCCCUAAUCAAGGCUGAAACAUUCCAGUCAAAUCACACAUCAAUCGCAGCAGAAGAGGCUUUAUUUUUAGCUACCACAAGUGAUGAAACGGCUGACUUGGUAUUUGAGAAUAAAAGCCAAAGCAAUUAUGAAAUAGCUCACGGUGACAUGUCUGCAGGUGAACACUUGCUGAGCAAUGGGGAAGGCCCAAUGAAUGUUGCAGAAGAGCUUCCAGCUGGUGGAAAGGACAGUAAAUUUUUUUCAGAAGAACAUCAAGUGGAAACCACAGAAAGAGGAAAUUAUAACAUUAACAGGAAAAGACGAAGCUCAUUGGCCAUGAAGUUUUACUCUGUCCAAAAAAUGAAUGCCCUUCUAAAUCACGUACGAAAUAAAAAUGUCUCAUUUUCUGACAAGACUAGUGCACCUCCUUCUGUGAAUCACACAGAGAACACCUCCAAUAUAGCCAUGGUGGGAUCUGCCCAGUUUCUGAAUGAUUAUGGUGAUGAACUGGUAGAGGAGGAAAACAAGAUGGAAAAUGCUCUGCGUGCAGUUAACUUGACACUUGCUUUGGACCUCAUAGCAGGAGAUGAGUCUAAUGCAUCCAGCCUUUAUGAACCCAAGAUAUCUAAAGAUCAACUAGCAGAUGCUUUAUAUUUAGAUCAUAUUUUAGGUGAUACAAGCCCUAAUUCCAGCCCUGCAGUAGUGAAGAACUUAGAAGCGUCACUGCCCAGAGUAGGGAAAUAUUCAUCUAAAAUGACUAGUGAGGAAUGGAAUUUGGUGUCUGCAAAGAGUAAUCUGGGAGAAGAGGCAAAUUUAGAUAAAUCUGUUGGCAGUAAGUUAAAUCAUCAUGGCAGAAAUGGUACAGCAUUCAUAAAUAAGGAGGAUAUGAAGAAGUAUCAAGAGUUCUCACAUCUAGUGGGGGAAAACCAGAAAGGGAGCCACAUGCACCCAACUCAGAAAGGAAAGGAAGAAAACAAGAAUGAUACUUUAAGUACAUCUGGAACCUCCGUCAGGAUCCGAAGGAAAAAGAAGGAAGAUCCAAAAAUGAUCCACGCACUGGGCCCAAGGAGUAAAAACUCCCAAACAGUCACCAAUUCUUUGCCAGGGAUGUUUCUGGGUGAGACCAACCACACAGCACCGCCGUGCUGCACUAACACCACAGGGGCACCCAGUGAGGCCAACCAUGCAAUGGAUCUGAGUAGAGCCAGGCACAGAGAGCUGCAAAAUUCCGCACUCACCCCGCGGCAGCUUAGGCCAUCGAUCACAAUUGGGCUUCCCAAAGAAAAUGGAGACUACGAGAUUCUCAUGGGAGAAUCUGACAGGGAGGAAACAUCAGGUGUUGAAUACGAGUACCAUUAUGUGAACGUGGAUGACCCAUACAUGACAGACCCCAAGCUGAAUAUCAACGAGCAACGUAACCCAGAGAACAUUGCUGAACAUUACCUGCGCAGCCGAGGGAAUGAGAGGAGGUACUAUAUUGCAGCUGAAGAGGUCUGCUGGAACUAUACAGGAUAUCAAAAAAGUCCAAUGAUGAGUGACAAAACCUGUAAAGAUGGCACCAGAUAUAAGGUGAUUUUCCAAAGCUAUACAGACAGUACCUUUACGACUCUUCAGGAUGGAGAUGAAUACACAGAACACCUUGGCAUCCUGGGGCCAGUUAUCCGAGCUGAAGUGGACGACGUUAUCCUAGUUCAUUUUAAGAAUCUGGCAUCCAGACCAUAUUCCCUCCAUGCUCAUGGACUUCUCUAUGAAAAGUCCUCUGAGGGAAGCAUUUAUGAUGACGAAUCUACUGCUUGGUUUAAGGAAGAUGAUGAAGUCCAGCCAAAUAACAGCUACAUAUAUGUAUGGUAUGCAAACAGGCGAUCGGGGCCUGUGCAGUCAGGAGCAGCUUGUCGGUCAUGGAUCUACUACUCAGAUUUAAAUAUGGAGAAAGAUAUUCACUCUGGUUUGAUUGGGCCAAUACUGAUCUGUCAAAAAGGAACCUUCAGCAAAUCAAACAGCAGCGAGACAUCUACCCGAGACUUUUUCUUGCUUUUUAUGGUCUUCGAUGAAGAGAAAAGCUGGUACUUCGACAAACGUUCUAGAAGGCCUUGUAGUGAGAAGACACAAGGAAUGCAGCAAUGCCACAAAUUUUAUGCCAUUAAUGGGAUUACCCACAAUUUACAAGGCUUGAGGAUGUAUGAAGGUGAACGGGUCCGAUGGCAUUUGCUGAACAUGGGUGGUCCAAAAGACAUUCAUGUUGUUCAUUUUCAUGGUCAGACUUUCAUAGAACAGGGAGAGCCAGAGCAUCAGCUUGGUACAUACACACUCCUUCCAGGUUCAUUUAGAACAAUUGAAAUGAAGCCACAGAGGCCUGGCUGGUGGCUUUUAGACACUGAAGUGGGGGAAUAUCAGCAAGCAGGAAUGCAGGCAUCCUAUUUGGUUAUAGAGAAAGAGUGCAGGAUACCAAUGGGUCUGGCAAGUGGAGUUAUACUCGAUUCACAGAUUGAAGCUUCAGAUCACAUAGACUAUUGGGAACCUAAAUUAGCCCGAUUAGACAAUUCUGGAACAUACAACGCUUGGAGUACUAUAAUGAAGGAAGAAAAACUCUCUUGGAUCCAGGUGGACCUUCAAAGACAAGUUUUGUUAACUGGGAUACAGACACAGGGAGCCAAGCAGUUUUUAAGGUCCUUGUACAUCCAGAAGUUUUUUCUUGUUUACAGCAAAGACAAACGGACGUGGAACACCUUCAAAGGAGACAGCUCGCCAGUACAAAAGAUUUUUGAAGGUAAUUCCAAUGCCUAUGAGGUAAAAGAGAACAUCAUUGAUCCCCCUAUUAUUGCCAGGUACAUCAGACUCUACCCCACCGAGGUCUACAACAGGCCUACUCUUCGCAUGGAGCUUCUGGGCUGUGAAGUAGAUGGUUGCUCUUUGCCACUUGGAAUGGAAAAUGGAGAGAUCAAGAAUAGCCAGAUAACAGCCUCAUCUGCUAAGACAUCCUGGUUUAACACAUGGGACCCUUCACUUGCUCGUCUCAAUCAGAAAGGAAAGAUGAAUGCCUGGCGAGCCAAGUUGAACAACAACCAACAGUGGCUGCAAAUUGAUCUCCUCACAGUUAAGAAGAUAACUGCUAUUGCCACCCAGGGGGUCACGUCCAUGUCUACUGAAAACUUUGUGAAAACCUAUGUUAUCCUAUACAGCAACGAAGGCUCAGAGUGGAAAUCCUACACAGAAGGUUCAAGCUCAGUUGCAAAGGUUUUCUUGGGUAAUGAAAACAGCAACGGGCACGUCAAGCAUUUCUUUAACCCACCCAUCCUGGCCAGGUUUAUCCGCAUUGUUCCAAGAACGUGGUAUCGUGGCAUUGCCCUUCGGGUAGAACUCUAUGGCUGUGAUUUUGGUGGGGGUCUGGCUGUGAAAAGGACUGGCGAGUCUGGGAGCUCUUAACCUUUCAGCAGUCGUCACGCAGAACAUGUUUUUUGAAAAACCCUUGAAACAGUCAUGCGUAGUAGUUUGAAUGUUACAUCAUCAGAGAACUUUGAUGUUUUGCCAGCGGGAAUUGAAAGAGAUUUCUCUGGUAGAUGUUUCAUUCCUACAAACACACACUUUAGAAAACAGCUUCUUUUCUCUGGGAAGAAAUAAAGGUCCCUUCUGAUUUGUAUUAUCACUUCAUUCUGACCAGUACUCUAUCUUACUUUUUACUUAAUAUUAAGUUCUAGAUCUAGGAAUGGAGACUUUGACCUUAAUCUUGAGCCCUGAUUAUGUCCAUUUGAUAAAUGCUUUUGCAGCACAGAGGAGGAAUAGAAAGCUAUAUCAGGUGGAUGUUCUCCAUACAUAGGGCUGAGAGGGAAAACCAGUGCUCAUCUGGAGCUGUGGUGCUGCAUUCCAGCAAUGCCUUGGUAAGAAAUGAUUGUAGGGGUGUUCUCACCUCCACAUGUCUGUCAUCUACGCUGUGACAAUGGUAGAGCACAUCUCAGCAUUUGAGUCAUGUCCAAACCUCUUCUCAGAGAAUGUGGAUUGAUUGAACGUUAUUGAUUUGGUUCUUGCAUACCCAGCACACCUGAAAUGCUGUGGAUUUCACAUAAUUCAUCUUCAGUGCCCUGGCAAGGAGAGGGAGAAUCAGCAGUAUCUUUCCAUCCCAGAAAUGAGAACAGAAGUGAUUUAACCUUGCGGGUCAUGGAACAGCAAUGGUAGGACCAAAGUGAGAAUCCAGAGCUCCUGACACUCAGUCCCAGACAGACAGACCAUGGGGAGGAGGGGCUCCCUUGAUUAGGAAAGCUUUGAGAACGGUAGCUGUUCAGUGACAGUGCAACCUGGGGAUGGCAGAGGAGGAUCGGAUGAAACUGGGUAAUAGAAACAUCUUCACCUUCUCUUACACUUUAACAGUGUUUUCACUCUUGUGCAUAGAGCUUACAUGGAUUUUUCCCAGGAUGGCUAAAUCUGGUGAAAGUAGAUACACAGUCCAUGAACUCAUUAUUCCAGAGUUCUAGCUAAGCUUUCAGUCAUGUUUUGGGAUUCUGUCCUGUAAAUUGUUUAAUUGCAGCAUUUCAAUUAUCACACACUAGGUAUCAUUCAGCAGGGUGGAUUUUUCAAAGUAGUUUGUCUUUGAACCUUGGAUGGUGUUAUCCAAGUUAUUUCAGUAGUUUUUCAAUUCUUUAUUUCAUAGACCAGGCAUUUCAAAGAGAAGAUUUAGAAUGUGAGUGAAAAGAGUGUAAAAACUAAACAAAUAUUUUCUUUUUUUUCUUUUUUUUAUACUGCGUUACAAACUGUUGUCAUUUUCCACUGGAAAAUAAAGAUAAUAUUGUAGCAUGAAAA
Molecule: messenger RNA, 8070 nt
Organism: Pseudopipra pipra
Lineage: Eukaryota; Metazoa; Chordata; Aves; Passeriformes; Pipridae
Gene: F5
Product: coagulation factor V
Exons: 25
Coding region: 904-6702 (1932 amino acids)
Cellular component (GO): plasma membrane
Molecular function (GO): copper ion binding; oxidoreductase activity; signaling receptor activity
Source: RefSeq, a predicted model, not a curated record